CCCCAUAGGUGGCGGUGAGGCGUAAACUCUGAAGUACAGCAAAGAGCAACAACACACAUCUCAAACCCUAUUUUCCCGCAGGCUAAAUAAUCUUUAAAAUUAUUCGACUUAGUCAACUUGGUGCUACGAAAGUCUCGAUCACAUAGACUGUGAUCGCUAACGAUGGCAAGUGACUCGCCACCUCCUUCCGGCCUUGUGGAGUUCCAACCGACUAUGCCCAAUUAUGUUUACAGCCCUCUCAGUAGUGCUGAAGCGGAAAUACGUCUCUUAGCCGUUGAAUUUAAUGCCAAACAUGUUCUCAGACGGAUUAACGCUCCACUGUUAGUCGGGUCGCUCAAAAAGUACAACCUCCCGGUCCCAACGCUUUCUCGUACACAGCGGAUGAUUCGAAGUGCCCGACUGCCUACAUUCUUUGCACUGUCAUACGUUUGGGGAGAUCCUACACGCACCCAUGAUAUAAUAAUUGACGAUAAAAGACUCCGCAUUACAGAAAACCUCUACACUGCGCUCCGAGAGCUACAGCCCUCCUCCCUUGGGUUCAUCUGGAUCUGGGCCGACGCGAUAUGUAUAAACCAAGAUGAUCUUGCUGAAAGAUCAGCCCAAGUACUACUGAUGCGAGAAAUAUACCACUCCGCCGCAGAUGUGAAGAUAUGGCUAGGGCCAAGCAAUGAGAACUGGAUGCGAUGCCUAAGAUUCAUUUCUAACCUUACUGAAGGCAGUUUUAUUAGCGAUGUGGAUUCUCUCCCAAAUGCUCCCACGAUGGACAAUAAUGUCGAAGAGAUGAUUAUGAAAGCUGUCAUGAUUCCGAGUGGAGCACUAGCUCGUGGGGUAAUUGGGUUUGGACAGUCUAUUAUCGAGGUUUUAGAUAUCCUGGACCCACCAGGUCUGGAUGAAAAGGCAGAAAUGGUUCAAGAAGAAGAUGGUGAACUUUCACUCCAUCAAGAGACGAUCGAGAAGUUUGUGAAAUGGAAGCCUCCGACUCGCUACCUGAAGAGAGUUGAGAACGAGAGUUUUGUUGAGGUUGCGGACUUGAUCGAUCGAGUCUUCAUUCAAAAUUGUACAUGGUUUGAAAGGAUGUGGGUGGUUCAAGAGCUGGGAGUAGCUGACAAUGCUACUAUUAUCGCAUCCGGUGGAAAGUCUGUCUCCUGGUCGAAUCUCAUCCGCUGCGUAUGCUACUUGCACUAUACUCUCCAUGCGCCUGUUAAAAGCAUUCGAAAUGUCAUAGGGAUGGAGAAGAUCCGGCAAGGUUGGAACGGUAGAAAACGCCAGCCUCUGCGUGAUUUAAUUCGCGAAUGCAGAUACAGACGGGCAACAGAUCCACGAGACAAGAUAUUUUCGUUGCUUGGGCUGAUGGGCGACAAGUUGAACGUAUACCUCAAGCCUGACUACUCCAAGUCUGUCAGAGAAGUUUACGCCAAUGCCGCUCUACAUUUCAUCGCUCAGUCGGAAUCGCUCGAUCCGCUAUGUAGUUGGCAAACCUUGGGUCGUCAAAAUGAGCUUCCUUCGUGGGUUCCUGACUACAGCCUCGACCAGAAUCUGGCUCCUUGCCCUUUGGUCGCCAUCGACGGAGGCAGCAGUAUCUACAAUUCCUCAGGUCAUCACCAUAGAUCUAAAUAUAGUAGGAUGGAUGUUGCCGUAACCCAUGAGUCAUGGAGUCACCUGCGGACUGUAGGUCUUUGUAUAGACUUGGUAGCAGUUCUCUCAGAUCCACUUCAGCAUAGUGAACCAUUUGGUUAUGCGGAACGCUUGUGGAAUUCUACCAUCAGAGCAGCCGAAGAAUACUUGGGAGGGUUAACGAACGAGGUCAAGGCGUGCUUGGAGGGCAUAUCUUCAGCAGUUGAAAAGUAUAGCGAGUACUGGACUUCACUUGGUGAUUCUUCCAAGGAUCUUGAUGCAACAGACCACUUGUCCAAAUACACUCAAUCCCUAGAUCGCGACUCGAAAGAGAGCAUCGUGACCGAUGGAAAAGCUCUCUAUCUCGAAAGUAUCGAGCCAAAUCUAUCACCUCAUGACAACUACAUUGUUGAUGCAUAUGCUCAAACCUUGCUAUGUGGUCGCAAAUCCGCUAGAGAACGCAUUAGCAAAGAAGAUAUCAGGAUUUUUAUGAACCUAGGCGAAGCUACUAACUCCAGGAGGGCGGAAAUACUGACAACAGCCUCUAAUGCUUUCGAAGCCGGGAUGAGACAGAGAAGUAUCGCAAUUACUAGAAACGGGUAUAUUGGUGCCGUUCCACAUAAUACCCACUCUGGUGAUUUUAUAUGUGUUCUCUUUGGUUGUACCGUGCCAGUCGUGGUGAGAAAACGAGGACAAGAGUACUUGUUUAUUGGGGAAUCUUAUUUGCAUGGGUUCAUGGAUGCCGAAGCUCUUGUGAUGGAGAUGAAGGGGGAGUUAAACGAGCAGGAUUUCGUUCUGACAUAGAACUAGUUUAUUUAGAUAGUUAUUUAAGCAAGUACGACACAUCUAUAGCCUAGUCUUACAGACGCAUUAGGUGGGAAUCACGGGGAAUGUACAGAGUCGAGCAGAGGCCAUUUUAGUUCAUUUUAGUAAAUAAUAAAC
Molecule: messenger RNA, 2556 nt
Organism: Pseudogymnoascus verrucosus
Lineage: Eukaryota; Fungi; Ascomycota; Leotiomycetes; Thelebolales; Thelebolaceae
Exons: 1
Coding region: 163-2418 (751 amino acids)
Source: RefSeq, a predicted model, not a curated record